GGCUCCCAAGAUGGCGUCUAUCAUGGAAGGGCCGCUGAGUAAAUGGACUAACGUGAUGAAGGGCUGGCAGUACCGUUGGUUUGUGCUGGACUACAAUGCAGGGCUGCUUUCCUAUUACACGUCCAAGGACAAAAUGAUGAGAGGCUCUCGCAGAGGAUGUGUUAGACUCAGAGGAGCUGUGAUUGGUAUAGACGAUGAGGACGACAGCACCUUCACAAUAACUGUUGAUCAGAAAACCUUCCAUUUCCAGGCUCGUGAUGCUGAUGAGCGAGAGAAGUGGAUCCAUGCCUUAGAAGAAACAAUUCUUCGACAUACUCUUCAGCUACAAAUCAGUACCACACUUGCUUUUUUCCAGUCUUCUGGUAUCUCUCCAGUUCUUGAAUUUUCAAAAAUAAUUGGUUUGGAUUCAGGAUUUGUUCCUAGUGUCCAAGAUUUCGAUAAGAAACUUACAGAGGCUGAUGCUUACCUACAAAUCCUGAUAGAACAGUUAAAGCUUUUUGAUGACAAACUUCAAAACUGCAAAGAUGAUGAACAGAGAAAGAAAAUUGAAACUCUCAAAGAGACAACAAAUAGCAUGGUAGAAUCAAUUAAGCACUGCAUUGUGUUGCUGCAGAUUGCUAAAGACCAGUGUAAUGCGGAGAAGCACGCAGAUGGAAUUAUAAGUACUAUUAAUCCUGUAGAUGCAAUAUAUCAACCUAGUCCUUUGGAACCUGUGAUCAACACAAUGCCUACCCAGACUGUCUUACCUCCAGAACCUUCUCAGUUAUGUAAGUCAGAACAGCGUCCAUCUUCGCUACCUGUUGGACCUGUAUUAACUACCUUGGGACAUCAUCAGACUCCGACACCAAAUAGUACAGGCAGUGGGCACUCACCACCUAGUAGCAGUUUGACUUCUCCAAGCCAUGUCAACUUGUCUCCAAAUACUGUCCCCGAGUUCUCUUAUUCUAGCAGUGAAGACGAAUUCUAUGAUGCUGAUGAAUUCCAUCAAAGUGGCUCAUCCCCAAAGCGCUUAAUAGAUUCCUCUGGAUCUGCCUCAGUCUUGACACACAGCAGUUCAGGAAAUAGUCUAAAGCGUCCAGAUACCACAGAGUCACUUAAUUCUUCCAUGUCCAAUGGAACAAGUGAUGCUGACCUUUUCGACUCACAUGAUGAUAGAGAUGAUGAAGGGGAGGCAGGGUCGGUGGAAGAGCACAAAAGUGUUAUCAUGCAUCUCUUGUCACAGGUUAGGCUUGGAAUGGAUCUUACUAAGGUAGUUCUUCCAACAUUCAUUCUUGAAAGAAGAUCUCUUUUAGAAAUGUAUGCAGACUUUUUUGCACAUCCGGACCUGUUUGUGAGCAUUAGUGACCAGAAGGAUGCCAGAGAUCGAAUGGUUCAGGUUGUGAAAUGGUACCUCUCCGCCUUUCAUGCCGGAAGGAAAGGAUCGGUUGCCAAAAAGCCAUACAACCCCAUUUUAGGCGAAAUCUUUCAGUGUCACUGGACAUUGCCAAAUGAUACUGAAGAGAACGCAGAGCUAGUUUCAGAAGGACCAGUUCCCUGGGUUUCCAAAAACUGUGUGACAUUUGUGGCUGAACAGGUUUCCCAUCAUCCACCCAUUUCAGCCUUUUAUGCUGAGUGUUUUAACAAGAAGAUACAAUUCAAUGCUCAUAUCUGGACCAAAUCAAAAUUCCUUGGGAUGUCGAUUGGGGUACACAACAUAGGGCAGGGCUGUGUCUCGUGUCUAGAUUAUGAUGAACAUUAUAUUCUCACAUUCCCCAAUGGUUAUGGAAGGUCUAUCCUCACAGUGCCCUGGGUGGAACUAGGCGGAGAAUGCAACAUCAGUUGUUCCAAAACUGGCUAUAGUGCAAAUAUUGUCUUCCACACUAAACCUUUCUAUGGGGGCAAGAAGCACAGAAUUACUGCUGAGAUUUUUUCUCCAAAUGAUAAGAAGUCUUUUUGCUCAGUUGAAGGGGAAUGGAAUGGUGUAAUGUAUGCAAAAUAUGCAACAGGGGAAAAUGCAGUUUUUAUAGAUACCAAGAAGUUGCCUAUAAUUAAGAAGAAAGUGAGGAAGUUGGAAGAUCAGAAUGAGUAUGAAUCCCGCUGCCUUUGGAAGGAUGUCACUUUCAACUUAAAAAUCAGAGACAUUGAUGCAGCAACCGAAGCCAAGCAUAGACUUGAAGAAAGACAAAGAGCAGAAGCUCGGGAAAGGAAGGAGAAGGAAAUUCAGUGGGAGACAAGGUUAUUUCAUGAAGAUGGAGAAUGUUGGGUUUACGAUGAACCAUUACUGAAACGUCUUGGUGCCGCCAAGCAUUAGGUUUCAGCUUGCCCUCAACAUUCCAGAGAAGGAUGAAAAUGAGCUUCUGUGACACCCCUUUCUGUGUUUCAUAGCAAUAGUUAACCCUGGCAAAUAAAGAAAGGGUAGCAGAUGCUAUAGUUACAGCUGAGUAGUACACAUGGAGCCAAAACCCACCAACUUCGUGUAACCUCUCGGGUGCAUGCUAAGGUAUACUCUGGCCUGAGAAAAUACAGUAACAAUUGAAACAGAUGAAGAGAAGUUUGUCUUCUGAUCAGAAAACUGGAGCACCUUUUGAGCUGGGCUGAAACCUCUUGUUAAACCACCUUUUGCCUCAGUGUCCUUUGUUAAUUCAUCAUGUAGGGUUAUAUUAUCCGAGAGCUAGACUGCAGGUCCUAGAGCUGUUUUUGUAGGUUUUAUUACUUUGGGCCAGAAGCGGUCAAAAAGACCUGACACCCAGAAUUAAUAAAUCUGGAGAGGAAUUGCUCAAAGAUCAGAAGUUCUCAAUUUUCUUUAAAUAGCAGAAACCUUUUUCCCUUCACAAAUCCUGUAGUGAGCCUCAAUAUAAAUACAAUAUAUAAAACAAUUACGUUACACAGAAAUAGUACCAAUACAAAAAUGGGUCUGGUCUUUUCCACACAAUACUGAUUUGCUUGGGGUCAGGACUCUGAUACUCAAAACUGUGUUACUACCUCAUGGGCAAGACGGUCAAAGAGAUACUGCUGUGUCACCACCUCGUUCCAGUUCCUGUCCACCUCCUCCCCAAGAUGGGUAUCCUCACAUUCCUUCAACUUGAUCAGAGCUGUGACCUAUUCCACCAAAGAAAGAAACCCUCAGAUGUAGCAUCACACCAGUUGCCCCAGCACACACUUGAUCCUGUUUGGUCUGGUUUGUGACAGACCUGCUGUGAUCCCUUCACUUGGGACCUGCCAGCAGGAAGGGGAGGGAUGAAGCUAGGAAGACAUUUUGGUCACAUUAAGGUGGAACUACAAAACUCAAGAUCUGGCCAAAGGAACAAAAGACCAGGCCAGCAUUACUCACCUGGGUGUUGAAGGCUUCCUCAGUGAGGUUCUCGAUCUUCUCCUCAAAGCUAGAAAGAAACUCUUCUAUCUUCUUAUCAACAACUUCAGAACUGAAACAAAAUAUCCUCAAUUAAAAGUCAUCAGAGGCAGCAGUUAUGCUAACAGGUCCUAUUCCCAUGCUUUAAUAAAACCAGUAUUUUGCACCAAAAAAGAAAAAAAAAAAAAAAACCUGGUCUCAGAAUGCAAAGGAGAAAAAAGGGCUAAGGCAUGGUUCUAGAAAGAGACUGAAGUAUUUUCUUCUAGGCUCACUACUCUUUCCCUAAGCUGAGUGAGAGAACAGAAAAGGACCCAACCCCUAACUCUAGCCCACCUUCUGACAUCCUCAGCACAUAAGCAGUGACAACCCAUGCUUGACCCCGCUCCAAAGCUGAGAACCAACAAGACUUGAACCCUGGUUCUAGGAUAAAUGCCAGAUCAGCCAUCUCUGCUUUUCUUGUCCUCAGGCCCACUUAGAGGACACACUGGCAAGCCCUGCAGUGACCAUGGGAUACCACAGGACUUCAGUUAAGCCUUCUAGGAUCAUUGGAACCAUUAUUGAUCCAUCUUGGAUCAGGCCAUCUAUGACCCACCCUGCAUCUCCACCCCCCCCCCCCCCCCACCACUGCUGUGAUUAAGUGAAGCAAACCCUAUUCAGUCAGAGUUGCCUGACGUUUAAGGAAGCACCUAUAACCCCCAAUCUCCAGGCCAAGAAUAAUAGCUGGGCCCAUCUACUCACUUGUAUUUCGUUGCCUGAGUCCCCACGGUGACAGAGAAUCCUAAAAUCCCAGAUGUGUUCCUACAGGUAGGGUAAACAUGGUACCUACGGCCAGAAUGAAAAGUUCUGUGAACUCAGGUAGUCCCCAGGGCCCUGCCCUCAGAGACUAGAGGUGAGUGGGAAGGGUUUCUGCACAUCAUAACUAGACCUGGAGAUCUAGAAGAAAAUCCAGAUGGUAUGCAUCUACUUCAUUUUUGGGUUAGGGUGUCCACCCCUCUUCUGAACUGAGAACUACGCGCCUUUUUCCUUGCUAAUCUUUGAAACUUGACUGAACUAAAAACCUGAUCAUAGUCCAAGAUGCAGAUUCUAGUUGUUUUGACCAGUAUGACUCUAAAACAUGGAAGGACCAGCAAGCUCCAAGAGGCUGCGCUCACUCAGGAUAUGUGAUAAUACAGCCUGCAAAGUAAGCCCCAGACCUUUAUUUGAGCUCAGUGCUCUUGCCAGCAGACUUACCCAAGGGUCUGCUUGGUUCGAAGGAAGUCAAAACAAGGCUCUUCCAUGUGCAUCUGUAAUUCAACAUACUACCCAUCAGCCCAACUCCUCCCAGCACAGAAACCUCCAUUUCUAACCCCCAAGUGUACAUAACCCCAAAGUCCAGCCGCCCUUACUGCCUUCUUCCUAAAUUGCCCAGGUCCCCUGUCCAUGCUCAUAGCAGAUGACAAUACUAAAAAUAACCCUCUCACCUACCAAACAGGUCCCCGACCCCUCCCAAGUCCCUAGUUCCCAGGCAGAAAGGCCAGUCCUCAUAGUGGGUCAGGGGCUCCUGAACACAUUACUCUUCUUUAUUACAACUUACCACAAGCAGCUCCAUAAGAGUGUAUUCUUUUAGACUCCUGGCACCUGACUGAAAGGAGAGGUUGGUCAGACCAACUGAAAAUCCAAUGGCUUACAGGACUUUUGAGGAAUCAAGCUAUUCUUGACAACCAUUUAUUCAGGAAUCCAUCCUACUCUCUUCCCCCAAGAGAACUGAUCACACCCUCUAUUUCCUUAUUUACAACAAUUUUGUUGACACAUCUACCUUCCCAUUAGACAGCCUGUGAGGACAGAAAUCACACUUGAUCAUUUGUAUUCUUGGCCCUUGCACAGGACUGUAUGUCCCAAUGGAGGUGAGUCCCAACUGGACUUUGGGUAUUGGAGUAAUACCCAACUUGCCAGCUCCUGCCCAAGACCCAAAGGACAAAACCUGAAGUUAGGUACUUGAAGUUCAAGGUCCUAAGGAGAAGAACAGAAAAUAUUUGGGAUCAAUGAAGGGUAUCUGGACUGAUUCCUCAGACAAAAAGGGUAUGAAUAGAAGCUUCUAAGGCCACACACAGGAACCCAAACCAGUCAAUAAAAGAAAUUCCUAAAAUGCAGAUAGAUACCACACUUGGGAGACCACAUCCUGGCUGUCCUGGAGAGUAGCAAAAUGAUGCAGUCAGAAUGAAAGAAAGCAGGAGGCCAACAAGCAAGGAUGCUGCUAGUACAUCCCACAGUCAUGCUCCUCUAACAGACUCUGUUCCUUCCCACUUCACUAGAGGAAGAGACUAAAAAGCCUGUGUGUCCUACAAGUCCUGUUCAGUUAGACAAGAAGAUAUUCUGUUCAAAAUGCGCUCUGGGAGGAGGGAAGUGGUUCUGUAAAGAAAGCUUGUUUUGGAAGUGCUAAGAGGUAAUGGAUAGAAAGUACCUCAACAGACAAGGUUCCACAAUAUGAAAUCUCACCCUACAACAGGUAAAGUACUAUGGAUUUUGAGCAGCAGAAACACUGGACAUGUGGACAGGUCUAAGCAGGGCCAGGGAUAUCAUUUAUGAAAUUUGGGCCCAGUAGUCAUUUCAGCUUUAAAUAUUAAGCUGAGAACAGGGUGCCUGGGUGGCUCAAGUUGGUUAAGCAUCUGCGUUCGGCACUGGUCAAGAUCCCAGAGUACUGGGAUCGGAGUCCUAUAUCCUGCUCCCUGCUCAGCAGGGAGUCAGCUUCUCCUCCUGCCCCUCCCCUCGUGCAUGCUCACUCGCUAGCUCUCUUGCUCUCUCAAAUAAAUCUUAAAGAAAAGCUGAGAACCUGGAUAAAAGCAAGCAAACUAGGUAUCUAUAGCCAGAGUGAGAUAAGCGCCACAGACAAGGUAGGUCUCUAUAGGAAGAAGAGGUCCAGGGCCAGAAACAGUAAAAGGACAAGGUGACAGGCCUGCCCAAAGCCCAGACCAGGAGCAUCUUCACAGGGCCUGACAAGAUAAGUGACUUCCUCGUGCAGGACACCCAGGAACCAUAGCAUAGGAACCCGAGUUGAAGAAGUCUGAGAUCAGUCUAGAGAGGCACAGGUCCCCAUUGUCCUAGAAGUAAGUGGGACUAACCACAAGUUAUGGGCCAACUGAGACUGUUGAAAAGCUCUUACUUUAAGCCCCAUCCCACCUUUCUAGAAUGGUGUGGAAAGAACACAGGAUCUGAGGACACAAGGAAUAGAUUCAAGCCCUAAAUAGUAUGACCUCAGGGAAGUAAGGGACUCUGGACUUCGUAUUCAUCAUCAAAAUACAGUGACAAGUCCUUUAUCUCAGAUGCUUUAAAACUUUUAAUUAUGACUCUGGUAGUCAUUCUGUUUGCUAUCUAUUGAUCGCUUGGCUUUACUUUUACUUUUGUCUCUUUUUCAAAACUGUCCUUUUAAAAAAUACCCUGCUACUUGGGGUUUUUUCAGGGGAACACAUGGGAACUUCCAACCACUCUUCAGUCUCUGUCCCUCUGGACUAGUAGUUGAAUGAUUCAGUGAAGCCCUAUGAUUGUAAAAGGAUCCAUUUCACUAAUAGGAGCAAUUUUUUUAAUUCAAUUGCUUCAGGAGGACAAAUGACCCUAAGUAUUAAAAGCUACAGAGGUAACUGCAAAAAGGCCUUGAAAGUCGUAGGGUCACGACUCCCAGGUACUUUGGACUUUUAGUGCCCUAGUACUUAGGCUUUAGUGCCCUAAAGAUACUUAGCCAUGAGGAUGGCUGUCUGUAAAGGGGCCAACUAACCUGGUAGUACACAGUGACUUCAGAGUUGGCAUCACCCUUGUUCAGAGCUCUCACUUUGCACAGGUGGUGGCCACUAGGCAUCUCUACCACCUGGAACUGCACAGGCAUCUCCUGUUCCAGAGGCAUGAAGUUCAGCUUGCUGCAAAAGAAUGAGUAUGGGUCACUGCGCAGUGCCUUUAUCCUCUUACCCCCACCCACAAACUGCUGUGAAGAAGAGGUCAGGCUGCCCACAGUCCCUUCUGAAUUAACUUUGUUUACACAACCAGCCUCAAGAAAUCCUACCACAAGGAGCAUCAUCCAUUGUGGAUUUAGUAAUAACUGAGCUGUGGCUCAAGGCCCUACUGCUGGUAGGAAUAAACAACUCCCACAGAGAAAAAACAAACCAAUACUCACUCAACAACGUAUUUCAGGAAAUCCAUUGAUUCCUAGGAGGCAAAAGAGAAAAUAACUAUAGCAGGCUCUCCUGACAUUAAUUUCACCCAGAAGCAACUAAUAUCAAUAUUCUAAUUCUUUAAGAAGCCCUGGAU
Lutra lutra (Eurasian river otter) is the source of this 7603-nucleotide messenger RNA. It is a transcript of the gene OSBPL9, whose product is annotated as oxysterol binding protein like 9. The transcript has 26 exons. The record is from RefSeq and is a predicted model, not a curated record. The coding region runs from base 11 to 2290 and encodes 759 amino acids. Lineage: Eukaryota; Metazoa; Chordata; Mammalia; Carnivora; Mustelidae. Gene Ontology annotation, molecular function: sterol binding. Gene Ontology annotation, cellular component: intracellular membrane-bounded organelle; membrane; cytosol.